AUGGCAUCUGUAGAAUCUGUGGAAAACAACUUUGAUGCUGCAGUAUCAAAAUUUGGCCGCAUCUCCAUGAAAAUGCCUUGGUCGUCAAUCAGCUCAGGAAUGUGUAGGGAAUUGGAUGUGAAGUUUCUCAAAGGACGCCUGAAAUCGGUUACGGUAGCAUUGCGUAGCGCUGUCAGCUUGGUGGUGUCGCAUUUCUUUCAUCAGUUCCCGAACAUUUCUGCGUUUCGUUACUUUCUCUGCAAAUACGAGUUGUCGGAAUUGUUCCGCUACAUUGUGGCUAAUAGGCAGAGCGCACUAAGUGAUCGUUGCCGACAUUCUUUCACAAAAGCAAUGUCUGGAUAUGAUGAAUCUGACGACUCCCGAUCUUCACAAAGCAGUGAUAACAUCGGUUUUUUGUGUGCUGGUGAGGAAACUAUGAGCACCCCAGUGUUCGCCUCGAAGUUCAAGAAAUCGUGUUACUCUUCAACAAGACGACUUGUUGGCUCAUUCGCACAUGGAAUGGUGCUACGCCAGAGAGUUGGCCCGUUGAGCACAAGCGGCUUGAAGGACGGACAGCAGCAGCUAAUAAAAAACGAACUAUCUAUCGUCACGUCAGAGACCCAGUCACCGUCGUUUACUCGCCGCGAGUCGCGUUCAUCGCCAGCGUCACCACGCCAGCAAAUGGCAGAUGGUUUAUCGCCCGCCGACGAAUGCGUCGGUCGCGCGGCGACGCCUUCACAACAAGAGGGUGGUGGUAUGUGUUUGCGGAGCUCUAGGUAUGCGCUACGAAGACGUCGCUCUAUCCAACAAAAAGAUGAAGAAGGAUGUGCUACAAGUAGUCUAGCAGCAACUGCUGACGAGACCGUACAGCCAUGCAAGAGAUUCAAGCCUGAAUCACCCGGAGAAGCACGAAAAAAUAGUAUAGCGACAGAUCACCUAGAGCCGCCCCCCAAUGGAGCCUGCUAUGUUGAUCGUUUACCAGAUGAAAUUGUCUUGAAGAUUUUCUCAAAUCUGUACGAAGCAGACUUGGCUCGCUGCGCUGGUGUUUCGGGAAGGUUUUAUCGGAUAUCAAAUGACGCCAAUCUUUGGAAAACGCUGUAUCAAGGUGCCUUCGAGUAUGCUGUGCCUUUAUAUCAUCCCACACAUGGAAAAUUUGAAUUACGCGAACCGCAUAGAUGGCGAGAUACACUUAAUCCAUGGAAAGAAAGUUUCCGACAGCUUCGUCAUGGUGUGCAUGUUAGGCCAAGAUGCGCUCAGAUAUAUGAGGAUCACGUUGGGCGAAGUAUUCCGCAUUUUGAAACGCUGACGCAGGCGCUUCAGUUUCUCGAUGCUGAACCAGAACGUGAGAAGCUAAUUCUCUUGCAUACUGGUCACUAUUUCCCGGAACCGAUCCUCAUCAGCUCUUCAGUGCAAGUCAUCGGUGCAAGCUCUCAGUGUCCCAUCAACAAGGCAGUCGUGAUAGAGCAGCGUGAUGAUACGACUGUGACUCUAGUAGAAGGCUCAACUGGCGCUUAUAUAGGUUAUCUGACGCUGAGAUUCAACCCUGACAAGGCACCUUCAGCUGUACCACAUCAGCAACACUACGCCCUUCAGGUGACAGAAGAAGCUUCGCCAGUGAUUGAUCGCUGCCACAUCAAUUCGACAUCCUCUGUUGGAGCAGCUGUUUGUGUGAAACGUACUGCGGCAAAUCCUAAGGUGAGGCACUGUACAAUCACUGAUUGCGAGAAUGUUGGGAUCUAUAUCACUGAUGGUGCACAGGGCCAGUUCGAAGACUGCGAAAUUGCUAGAAAUUCGUUAGCAGGUGUAUGGGUAAAGAACCAGGCCAAUCCGUUCUUCAGACGAUGUCACAUUCAUCAUGGUAAAGAUGUGGGCGUGUUCACCUUUGAAUAUGGGAUGGGCUACUUCGAAAAAUGUAACAUCCAUUCGAACCGAAUUUCUGGAAUUGAAGUCAAGAAUAAUGCGAAUCCCACAGUAGUACGUUGUGAGGUUCACCAUGGUCUCACAGGUGGUAUCUACAUCCACGAAAAAGGUCGCGGACGUUUCAUGGAAAACCGCAUAUAUUCAAAUGCCUUUGCCGGGAUUUGGAUCACUGGUAGCUCUGAUCCAACAAUUCGUAAGAAUGAGAUCUAUGCUGGGCAACAAGGAGGAGUGUACAUCUUCGGCGAUGGAAGGGGACUGAUUGAGCAAAACAACAUAUAUGGCAAUGCGCUCGCGGGGAUCCAGAUCCGAACUUGCAGUGAUCCAAUUGUUCGUCUCAACAAGAUCCACGACGGUCUACAUGGUGGAAUUUAUGUGCACGAGAAAGGAAAAGGAUUAAUAGAAGAGAAUGAAGUUUAUGGUAACACUCUUGCGGGUAUUUGGGUUACAACUGGAUCUUCACCCAUUCUAAGGAAAAACCGGAUACAUUCCGGGAAGCAGGUUGGAGUGUAUUUCUAUGAUAAUGGACAUGGACUACUGGAAGAAAACGACAUAUUCAAUCAUCUCUAUUCCGGUGUUCAAAUCAGAACGGGGUCGAAUCCAAAGAUAACGAGAAAUCGGAUUUGGGGUGGCCAGAACGGUGGUGUACUAGUUUAUAACGGUGGUUUGGGCAUGCUGGAAGAUAACGAAAUUUUCGAUAAUGCUAUGGCUGGGGUUUGGAUCAAGACAGACAGUCAUCCUACGCUUCGAAGAAACAAAAUUUAUGACGGUCGUGAUGGUGGCGUUUGCAUCUUCAAUAAUGGGAGGGGACUUCUCGAGGACAACGAUAUAUAUCGCAACGCUCAAGCUGGUGUAUUAAUUUCAACAGAGUCUAACCCAACUCUCAGACGUAAUCGCAUUUUCGAAGGAAAAGCAGCCGGAGUUGAGAUCACCAACGGUGCCUCUGCAACGUUAGAGGCAAACCAGCUAUUUCACAACAAGUUUGGAGGUCUCUGUCUUGCCACCGAUGUCAAACCUGUGUUGCGAGAUAACAAAAUCUAUGACAAUCACAAUGCUGUAGAGAGAGCUGUUGGCCGAGGACAGUGUCUGUUCAAAAUCAGCAGUUGUACAUCAUUCCCUAUGCAUGAUUUCUACAGAUGUGUAAGCUGCAAUACAACCGAUCGCAAUGCUAUCUGCAUCAACUGCAUCAAGAAUUGUCAUCGCGGACAUACAGUCGAGUUCGUCAGACAUGACAGGUUCUUCUGUGAUUGCGGAGCAGGUACACUCGAGCAUCAGUGCCGCUUGCAAACAGAAGUUCGCGACAAUGACACUGUCUACGACUCGGCCACUCCAACUGGAUCAGAUACGCCGAACAUGUUGUGAUGGCUGCUGUUCGUUCUCUUUACCCCUGAAACUACAUCAUCGCUGCCCAGAACGUCGUCUUUCAUCGCUACGAUCUCUUCGUAAUAUAUCUAUGUCCGAUUUCCUUCUCCGGCUCCAGCUAAGGAAAUCGUCUCAUUUACCUUUGUAAUCGUUUGUAUGAAAUGCAUAAUAUUGAUUCUCGAUGUCUGUGAUAGACGCGCAGUUCGACUUGAGCCAAUGCCUAUACAUCAAGUCUCUUUUCCCUCAAAUGUGAUCAUCCGAGUGUGGUCUUCCUCUCUUUCGCUAUCUCUCGGUGGAUACUUAUUCUUGUUAUCGCACCAGCUCUGCGAUAUGGUAAGCCAUAGCCACUUCAAAGGCAGCUUCCCUGCAAAAUGAUGAGCCUACAAAAAAGCGAAAAACCGGAGAUUAAACUUCUGCCGGGACACUGCCUUUAGGGUGAGUUAAUUGACUUUGCACAGGUUCUACCCCAUCUUUCACUCAAUUAUGCGUUGUGCUUAUCAGCCGUCCGAUUCUACUACUAGCUCUUUCAUCUGUUGUUUUCUUCCAGUUCAUCCGUUAGCGCCGCUUUGUCAGUCCGACUUUGUAGUUCUUCUCUCAUCCACACUUCGUGUGCAAAUAGUUAUGUUCUAGGAAUGUCUGUUGUUCUAGGUAUUACCAGUGCUUUUUUGGUGCACGCUUUCAUGUGUUCAUGCUCUUCAGAUGCUUUUACUCUAUAGAAUUCCGUUUGUCCUCUUUUUCUUACGCAUAGGCGCGCGUCUCAUGGAAGUCCUGAAAUAUAUUCUUGUACUAUCAAACCUUACUCUCUUCCUUUAUGAGUCUGCAUACUGCCUUUUGUUUCGUUUGUCUACUUGUUUUCUUCAUCUACUGUAAUCAUAUAGUUUUUCUAGUGGAUCGGUCACCUUUAGUCUUGAGGAAUACGUGCAUCGCAAAUAUGUGAUUCCUUUUUAUUGUUAAUCAUUUACAUGUUUUUGAUGAUCGUUGCGAAUAACAGCGUUCUGGAUUUCUAACGGAAAUUGUCUGCUUGUAAUAGUAAUAAAAAUGAGAUGUCUUUCGUA
Cylicocyclus nassatus is the source of this 4313-nucleotide messenger RNA. NCBI's taxonomy places the organism in Eukaryota, Metazoa, Nematoda, Chromadorea, Rhabditida, Strongylidae. The record is from the annotation of a GenBank genome assembly.